AUGAUGAUGAAUAACCGACUCGUUCUCGGUAUUGCUGCGAUUAUCGGCUCGUGUUUCGUCACCGAGGUUGAUGGCGCAGAAGUACAAGUCCGCAUUGCUGCUGUGAUACCAAAUGAAUUGUACCAAGAAGCGACGCACUUCGACGAUAUUGCCCUGCUUGAGUUAGCAGAACCGCUGACGUGGUCCGAAGCGAUUCAGCCUGGAAAUUUUCCAACCGUCGACGAUGAGAACCCCACCGCAACAAAUUGCAAAACGGCGGGUUGGGGUGAAGUUGAAGCAGGCAGCGGGGUGUCAUCUCCAGUUCUCUUGGGUACUGACUUGACUCUCAUGGCUGACAGUGACUGCAGGGAUAUUUACUUGGGCACAGGACUCAUCGGCAGCUCCAUGAUUUGCGCAGCUUCCGAAACGAACAGCGUUCCUUGCGGCGUCGGCGACGACGGAGCACCGCUCAUGUGCGGAGAUGAUAACCAGAUCGUGGGAAUAUACUCGUGGUCCGAAGGAUGCGGCGAAGGAUUCCCUCCGGUUUUCACUCAGAUUUCACAAUUCUUGACGUGGAUCGACGAAAUCGCCAAUGCUUAAAUUUCUCGAGCAAUUGACAGUUCGAAAAAAAGAUUUGUCCCUCGCUCGGACUGGCUUCAUUUCUGGCAAAAGUUUUGCAAACUCAACAAACACGACUGGCUCCCAGAAAUACAAUCAACCGCCGAAGAUCCAUUCGCCAAAA
Messenger RNA from Notodromas monacha, 721 nucleotides. The record is from the annotation of a GenBank genome assembly. NCBI's taxonomy places the organism in Eukaryota, Metazoa, Arthropoda, Ostracoda, Podocopida, Cyprididae.